Molecule: messenger RNA, 2912 nt
Organism: Danaus plexippus (monarch butterfly)
Lineage: Eukaryota; Metazoa; Arthropoda; Insecta; Lepidoptera; Nymphalidae
Product: A disintegrin and metalloproteinase with thrombospondin motifs 14-like
Exons: 13
Coding region: 85-2403 (772 amino acids)
Biological process (GO): proteolysis
Molecular function (GO): metalloendopeptidase activity
Source: RefSeq, a predicted model, not a curated record
GAUAUAACACCAUUUAAAAGAAGUGUUUCGCUUGCAAGAAAUUAUUUACAAAGAAAUCGUGAAGUGAAAUGCCAUAGAAGAGCUAUGGCGCGAACGGUUGGAAUAGUGGUUGUAGCGCUGUUUUUCAUGCUACGAGUCACCACGGCUGCGCGUUUUCCAGACAUAUCGGCUUUCAACGGGUGGUGGUCAAAAGGGGUCCACCGAGAGGAUGAUUCAAAAGGAAACAAAGACGUAGAAGUGGUAUACUUACCAGCGCUAAUACCUCGUGAAGCACAGGUUGCUGAAGAUUCUGCACAAAAUGACGUUCCACUACCUUACAGCUUCGAAGCCUUCGGGAAGAACUUCGACCUCCAACUCUUACCGAAUAGGCGACUCGUGUCUCCUCAGUUCCGAGUAUGGUCUGAGGACGGCCCCGAGGCCCCCUUGUCGGUUCCCGAUUCUUCUUGCCACUUCCUUCACAGUGGCCCUGGGGCCGUCGCUGCAUUCUCCGCUUGUAGAGACCAUGCUCUACACGGUCUUAUCUUGACUGAUAAUUCCACAUAUGAAGUGCGACCUUUAAAGACUGGAGAAGGAAGGUCAGAACACGGGAAACAUCAUAGAGAUCGCAGGGCUCAUAUCAUCCGUCGUGCGACUCCGCCUCUUAUGACUGUCAACGAUGACCGUCCACUGAGACACAGAGCUCGUCGCCCCCGUCUCAAUAUUAACAAACCACCGCCUUCUUCCUACACUGUCGAAAUAGCACUGUUCCUGGACGAAGCCGCUUACAAAAUAUUUCAUCCUCAUCUAAAUUACAAUGAGGCUGAUUUACGAGAUAUGUUGUUGGCGUACAUUAAUGGGGUGCAGGCCUUAUAUCACCAUUCAUCUCUGGGGACCCGUGUUCAGCUGUCUCUGGUGAGACUAACUUUGCUUCGGACACAACCAGCGGCUCUAUCGUUGCAGGCGGAGCGCGGUCGUUUGUUGGACUCAUUCUGCGCAUACCAGCGAUCGCUGAACGUAGAUGAUGACGACGACCCUGAACAUUGGGAUAUGGCUUUAUUACUUUCUGGGUUAGACUUUUAUUCAGAGGAAGGAGGUCGUCGGAAUGGUGUGACGAUGGGUCUAGCUCCUGUGGGAGGAGUUUGUCUCCCGGCACACGCGUGUGUCGUCGCUGAGUUCGGAGCCGCGGACACACUCGGGAGACCGUAUCCCUCUGCUGGGUUCACAUCCGUCUACAUUCUAGCACAUGAGAUCGGACACAAUCUGGGCAUGCAUCAUGAUGGGACUGGUAAUGCGUGUUCUCGCGACGGCUACAUCAUGUCUCCAUCGCGCGGCACCAACGGCGAAGCGACCUGGUCACACUGCAGCGCACAAGUCGUCGCUGACUUGAAAUGGGCAACAUGUUUAUUCGAUGGCGGUGAUGAUCCAGACAUACCACCACAACUAGAGCAUGAGAGGUUUGGUGACGCCCCGGGACUUGUUUGGGUCGCGAAGAAACAGUGCGAAGUGCUCCUCCGCGAUAAGGACGCGACACCAGCGUCUCCAGAACCUGGUGUGAGUGUGUGUAUGCAGCUGGCGUGUAGGACUCCUCACCGAGCAGGGUUUUAUUACGCCGGACCCGCGCUCCCAGGAACACCCUGCGCACCGGGGAAGUGGUGUCAUGGCGGGGAGUGCGUGGCUGCUGAUCCUACAGUGGCAGCCCUGCCUCCGGUAGUGAGUGACAGCGGCAGUACCUGGAGUGAGUGGUCUUCAGGAUCGUGUCGUUCAGGCUGCACACUGGAGGGCUUAGGAGCGGUGGAGAAACGACGCACUUGUCCUCAGAACGCAAUUUGCGAAGGACCUUCUUAUGAUGUGGCACUUUGUGAUGAUUCGAAGGUGUGCGGUAAGAAACGGCGCACAAGUGCGAGUGAGUUGGCCGGUCGUCGAUGUGCUCAGUACGCAGCGCGCAUCCCAGCUCUUGAUGCAAGAGGAGGUGGUCUACAGGCGCCUCAUGAUCCUACUCGCAUGUGGAUGGGAUGCGCGAUCUUCUGUCGUCGUGCGAGCGGCGGCGGGUUCUACGCGCCUCGGGUUGAGCUGAACGAUGCUGGACUGGAUCCUUACUUCCCCGACGGCACGUGGUGCCAUCACGACGGACAGAACCACUACUACUGCCUUCAACACCACUGUUUGCCAGAGAAUUUCAAGAUGUCAGCUCAGUACCACAUCUGGGAGUUACCGAGCGAGGAUGUCGGUGGAUCUUUCAACGCCAGGGCACGCGCGGCGCCUGAUGACGGAGCCUCUGCAGCCCUUCGUGCUUACAUGACCCUGGACGACGCUGGAGCACCUCUCUUCAGAGCCGCCAUACCACCACACAUCCCAGAGGAGCCUGAGAGCGACUGGGAAGUAAUUGAUUACGUCGAAAUACCAGCCAGAAACAACACAGAUUGAACACGGAUCAACCAUGGAGUUUUCUUGCCAAUAUGUCUAGUGGCACAUAAGUGGUGACGUCCUUAGUGAUGUUCGUGCAUUUAUUACUUUUAGAUAUUUAAAUCGAUUGUUUUAUGAAAUAAUAUAUUACAUAAUAUACGAUAUUCAACAAAAUUAACGUAUACUUAUACAAAAAUUAUUUAGUUAAUUAAAAUAGAGUUUAUUUCUAUGUAGUUAAUGUUGCAAUUAUAGAACGAGAACUUCAAUUAGUUAUUACUAAUGUAAUGUGCAGAAAGUAAUGUAUUUCCUUAAAUAGCGUUAGUUUAAUAUUAGUACCGUACAUUUUACCUACAAGUGCACUAGUCGUUAGAAUAAGAAUAAAUUUUAACCUUAGUAAGUAAUGAUGUUAUCAUUGAAUAGAAAAUAUAUAAAAUAUUGUAUUCCAGAAGAUAGAAUAUAAUGUUUAUUUAUGACCACUGAUCAAAUUACUGGGAAAGACAAUAAUGAAUAAAGAUAAUAAUGAAUUAAUA